Ilex paraguariensis (yerba mate) is the source of this 1781-nucleotide messenger RNA. NCBI's taxonomy places the organism in Eukaryota, Viridiplantae, Streptophyta, Magnoliopsida, Aquifoliales, Aquifoliaceae. The record is from the annotation of a GenBank genome assembly.
UAUUGUUUCCCUUAUUUUUUCCCUCUACUUAUCUUAAAAGUUUUUUUUUCUAUCACGGUUGCCCACGUAUUAUUGUUGAUAUGACUACUACUGAGAGACUUAAGACCUUUACUGUUGAGACAUCUGCUAUUAGUACUUCCAACGGGAAUGUAGCACCUGUUUCUCCCACUUUUAUGUUUGAUCAGUAUACAGUACCUACUGGCACAAUUGCAUUACCGGCAAUGCUGGGUAUGAUCUCUCAGAAGGUUACGACACAGUUGUUGAAUGACAGUAAUUUUGCUGAGUGGUCACAUCCAUUCCAACUUUUCUUGGGCUGUGUAGAAAAGUUUGGACAGGGAGUUCGUGUUUAUGAACUUUCUCAGGAGCUCUCAUAUACUCGCCAGAGAGAUAUAACGAUUCAGGAUUAUUAUGGCUAUUUGACUCAGCGCUGGCUUAAGUACGAGACUCUACGUCCUCUUGCUGUUAUUCCGAGGAUAGAGCCCAAGGGAGCGACAUUCCUGCAUACUCGAGAGCAAGAGAAUAGGAUUCACAAGUUCCAUAUGGGGCUUUGUGAUGAGUUUGAGGGACCUUAUUUACAGAUCUUGUUGAUGAUGAGACUUCCGUUUCUUUAUGAGGUGUAUGUGAUGAUUGAGCAGCAUGAUCGCCGCGUCCGUAUUGCACCAAUUCCAGUUGCGACCUUAAACUCCUCCGGCCGACCUGAUAACUCUUGCAGCUGCUGUAGGGUCUCGUUCAGGAUCCUCAGCCAGAGGUGGACAGCGCUCGAACCAACAGCUGCUUGCUGGAAGCUCUAUCCAGAGCUUAAGCAACCUCCUCACGGCUGUACUGCUGCAAUAGCUGAGAUACCACCACCUACUGCCGCUGCUUCUACUACAGCUUCUUGGCAGAGUGAAAUUAAUGUUAUUACUUUCCAAUUGGAUAUACUUAUAUAUGCCCUGACUUCUCAGGGUCCGACUAUUGCUACUGCCACCACUACAAAUAUACCUCGUGUCUUUCAUGUUUGCGUCAGUCCGUCUCCCCUUUCGAUACUGGGCUCAGGUGUGAAUGGUCACAUGAUAGGUGAGCCUCAUCACUUCACCACUUUUAACGAGCAGUUACGUACACAGAUUCAACUAGUAGAUGUGACACAUGCCCUUAUUGACCUCAAUACCAGGAGGAUUAUUAUCAGGGGACAUGAGAGAGAUGAACUAUAUUAUCUAGGCGAUCCACCUCUAGUUUCACCAGUUCCUUCACCUCCAUCACUUGCUUUUCCUGUGUCUGCCCCUCUAGUUGAUGAUACUCCCUUUGAUUUUUCGGUACCACAGGAGCCAGAGCCAUUGGUCACUAUCACUACAAAAUCAUCAGUCUCUCCUUUAGAGCCACUCAUCCCUGUCAGUACAGAAUCACCAGUUUCUCUUCCUUCACCGGUUUAUGUUCGUCGUCCUCGCUCUAAUCCACUUGCUGAUGUCCUCUCCACCUCAUGCGAUGCAAGUAAUACUUCUCAGUUCAUUGAGAAUAUUAAUACACCUAUUGUUAGUACUGAUGAGAUUGUAGGUACUGAGCUAGUUACUUUCCCUAAUGAGACAUUGUCAGUGGAGGAGGAUGAUUUAGAGCGUCGUUAUCUACAACGUGAUCGCCGUCCAAUUGUUCGUUAUGAUAAGUCAGUUCCUCGCUUUGUUUUAGAAGCUAUGUGGGAGCCCCAGUGGGUUCUUGCCAUGCAAACAGAGAUAAAUGCUCUUCAGCGUAAUCAUACAUGGAAUCUUGUCUCUUUACCUUCAAGGGUGAAGCCUGUUGGAUGUCAUUAA